This is a messenger RNA of Talaromyces stipitatus ATCC 10500, 2114 nucleotides long. RefSeq names its product F-box domain protein. Lineage: Eukaryota; Fungi; Ascomycota; Eurotiomycetes; Eurotiales; Trichocomaceae. Gene Ontology annotation, biological process: SCF-dependent proteasomal ubiquitin-dependent protein catabolic process. The coding region runs from base 48 to 2114 and encodes 688 amino acids. The record is from RefSeq and is a predicted model, not a curated record. The transcript has 2 exons. Gene Ontology annotation, cellular component: SCF ubiquitin ligase complex. Gene Ontology annotation, molecular function: protein binding.
UUUUAUUCUUUGCAUAGAGCCGGCUAGAUCCGAACGUCUCGUCCACCAUGGCCUCUACUCUCGCCGACGAGAUCGUCAGCUCCAGCGCUGAACCAAUGUCUCCAGCAUCCGACCAGAUGCCUAUCGAGCAACCCCCAAAGUUGAAAGGCCGGAAGAGACUGUUGCAGAAUCUACAGCGUAUGUCCUCCAGCCCGUCGCUGGUACGACGAACGAGAUCCCAUUCUACCGGCUACCAAAGAGACCGCAAGGCGUCUCUUUCAUGUGUUUCAUUGUCACCGGCUCAAUGCUGGGGUGAUCCUACUACUUCAAUACCAGGCGAUCUUGAAUCCGCCUCUCCGUUAUCAACUGCUGGAAAUGCGCGAAUCCGCAUGAUUGGCGGUUCUCCUCGAAAUGCGUCGCAGACGACUGUGCCUCUUCCGGCGGACCUGAGACCAGCGUCGUCGUCUCGAAAUUUGCAGUUUGAACUCGCUGAGGAAGAGUCAGUUACUGUCAAUGUUGUUGAAAGGAAGACCCAAUAUGCGAAAAGAACGGUGGACUUUUGGAACGAUAUGCCCAAUGAAAUAAAAACAAAGAUACUCGGCUAUUUGACCCCCAAGGAGAUUAUCGACACUUCGGAGUUUUACAGCAAGAUCUCAAGUGGUGCUUUGAUGAAGAUUAUCACGACGGCGGGACCGUUUGUACGAGAUCUCAACUUGCGAGGGUGUGUGCAAUUGCGAGAGAAAUGGCUAUUUGAGGGCGAGGAGAUAUCUAGUGCCUGUCGCAAUGUGGUCAAUUUCUCUGUUGAGGGCUGUCGAAUCGACAAGAUCUCACUCAAUGGAUUCUUCCUGCGGAACGCUUCGCUGCAAUAUAUCAAUGUCUCAGGACUUUCCACCGUCACCAACUCUGCUAUGAAGAUCAUUGCCCAGACAUGUCCUCAAUUGGAGACACUGAUUGUGUCGUGGUGCUGUAACGUCGAUACCAAAGGUCUCAAAAGAGUCGUCGAAUCCUGCUCGAAGCUCAGAGACUUGCGUGCCGGAGAGAUUCGGGGAUUCGAUGACGAAAGUAUCAUGGAAUGUCUUUUCGAGAAGAAUACUCUAGAGAGACUGGUUCUCCAUCGCACAGAUGUCACAGACGGAAGCUUGAAAAUGCUCAUGGUUGGCAGAGAUCCCGAAAUUGACGUCUUGACGGACAGACCUAUUGUUCCACCACGCGUAUUAAGACACUUGGACAUCCAUCAAUGUACAAGCAUAACGGACGCGGGUCUUCGCAGUCUUGCCCACAAUGUACCCGCUCUGCAAGGUCUUCAGAUUUCCCAAUGCACGGAGCUCACAGACGAUUCCGUCGUCGAUGUGAUUCAGACCACCCCACAGCUGAGUCACUUCGAUAUGGAAGAUCUUGACAACGUCACAAAUAACCUUCUGGUCGAGCUAGCCAAAUCACCGUGCUCCGAUACUUUGGAGCAUCUUAAUGUCAGCUAUUGCGAUAGCAUCGGAGAUAUCGGGAUGCUGCAGGUGUUGAAACAUUGUCGCCAGUUGAGAUCUCUCGAAAUGGACAACACCCGAGUAUCAGAUUUGUGCCUAAUGGAAGCUAGUUCCCUCGUCCGUAAGAGGGGUUAUGGAACGGACCUACCCAAAGUCGGACUGCGCAUUGUGGUAUUCGACUGCGUCAAUGUAACUUGGGCUGGUGUGCGGGAGGUCUUAUCCAGCAAUGCUUAUAUACCUCGCUCAUUGAAAAACCAAGCCACAGUGACUGUCAAAGAAUCAAGAACAGACUCACCAUCCUCAUCGUCCUCGUCAUCCACUAGCUUACCACCCCCAGUCGUUGUCUCUUACUAUCCUAAGGAGAUUAUUGAACUCAAAUGUUUCCACGGUUGGCAAAUGACUGCCAACGAGCAUAACAAACGUGUCCUCCGCGGAUCUCUUGCAUCCGCAAACAAUCUUGAUCGCAAAUGGGCAGAUUAUAUGAUGGCGACAGAAGAAGCCGGCGCAGGGGGUGCAAACGCAAGACGACGCAGGCGCCGUGCGCGUGAAGCCGAACGAUUGUAUCAGUUUGAUGAAGAAGAAGAAGAUUUGAGUCUUGAUGUGUAUGUCGGAGGUAGACGUCGUGCCCGAAGCGGCGGAUGCACAGUGAUGUGA